Messenger RNA from Lottia gigantea (owl limpet), 543 nucleotides. RefSeq lists its product as hypothetical. Lineage: Eukaryota; Metazoa; Mollusca; Gastropoda; Lottiidae. The coding region runs from base 1 to 543 and encodes 180 amino acids. The transcript has 2 exons. The record is from RefSeq and is a predicted model, not a curated record.
AUGCCUCCCAAAAAGUCAUCCAAGUUUCAUUUAAAGUGGCGACCACAUUUUCGUAUCAUUGAACAAACAUCACCAGUAAAUUUUAGAAUUCGCAAUCAACUCACUGGAAAAACUCGUUUUGUUCAUGGGGAAAAUCUGCGAGCUGCCUUUCCCGACUCAUGGAAUGAAGACCGCCCUAUAUCAAAGUUGCCUAAGCCCAAGGUCAUUGAAACAACUGGAACACGACAACAACCGCUACGUUAUGCCAAGUUGUUGUCGCGGUUUCCAAUGAGGUAUAUGGAUUCCCGAAAAUCCGAGGAUAAUGAAAAGGAUUUAUUCCCAAAGUAUCAUGUUGAUGGCGAUGUUAAUUACAAGUUCACGUUCAUAGACGUCUGGUGUAAUGGUAGAAUCGCUGAUGGAGGAGUAUUUGCUAAUUGUGCGUUGUCAGCUGCUAUGGAGGGAGAUAAACUUGCUGUGCCUCCUGCCCGGAUUUUUAAGGGUCGCGAAAAGGAAGUUCCUUAUGUGGUGCUUGCCGAUGAUGCCUUUCCCUUGCGCAAAAUAUAA